AUGUUAACAGUUUCUGCCGUGCUCGCACCAUUCAUAUUAAUUGGAAACUUGUUUGUCGUGAUGGCCGUUUACAAGAACUACAAUCUCCGAACUCCGACAAACUUCAUAUUGUCAAGUCUGGCAGUGAAUGAUAUGGUUACAAGCGUGGCAGUUGCGCUGGAUUCAUACCCAAUGGCUUUCGGGAUGUAUCCGUGGUUUCCUUCUACGGCGCAAUUGCUACGGAUACCGCUGUUCAUGUUAUCUGGAAGUACAAUGCUCCACAUUGUCGCGUUGACGGUAGAUCGGUAUAUCGCCGUAACAAAACCGCUUCAAUACCCCACGUUGGUGACCAAUAAACGCGCGGGCUACGUCGUAGCAUCCAUUUGGACAAUCUGCUUGAGUGAUGCCGCAAUCUGCAGUUACAUAGAAGUCUGUGGAAUUCCGAAAGCUGUCGGCGGUGCAAGAGCGCAGCGUCAUAACCUUGGGUUCGUAAUCCACACGUGGUUCAUCGUCACUUUCCUGAUCAUUACGCUGCUGCUGUUGGUCACUUCAAAUCUCCUCAUAAUGCGCAUUGCUGUCAAGCAAGCAAGAGCGAUAGAAAAUGAAUUAAGAAGCGGUCAGAACAACCGCGUUGAACGGGAAGAGAUCGGGCGCAGGCUCAAAGCGGCCAAGACAACCGGGAUCAUAGUCGCUGUCCUUGUAUUCCUUUGGUAUCCGUAUAUCCUAUUUUUCAGUCUACAAGUAACAGCGUUAGCAGAUGAUGAUUUCAUGGUGUAUCUGAAUCUCGUUUUCCUGUUUGAAGUGGCUGUCGCUGCUGCACUCAAUCCCUUUAUAUACCAUCAUAGAGACAAAGAGUUUCGCCAAGCCUUCCUCAAAAUAUUUCGGGAUGCAUCUAACAAGUUUGUUCGCUAA
This is a messenger RNA of Lytechinus pictus (painted urchin), 891 nucleotides long. Its product is annotated as adenosine receptor A2a-like. Gene Ontology annotation, biological process: G protein-coupled receptor signaling pathway. The transcript has a single exon. NCBI's taxonomy places the organism in Eukaryota, Metazoa, Echinodermata, Echinoidea, Temnopleuroida, Toxopneustidae. The record is from RefSeq and is a predicted model, not a curated record. Gene Ontology annotation, molecular function: G protein-coupled receptor activity. Gene Ontology annotation, cellular component: membrane. The coding region runs from base 1 to 891 and encodes 296 amino acids.